UUCAGUACCGAUGGUGUCUCCAAAGUACACGGGAUGCACAUUCAAAUAUCGAAACUUAGUCAACGAAAAAAAAAGCGGGAUAACACUUCCCGAUGAUUCAAGAUGUAUGGUCGAGUUCAUUUAGGUCAGAAGAUGUUCCUCAUUGACCCAUGCAUAUAUGUACAAUUAAGUAUCGACUGCGCCCUACCGCGUUCGAAUGAGUUCUUUUAUCAACACGCACAAAUUCUAAGCGUUGAAAUUCUAAGGGAAUUUCCAGUAUCUUCGUAUUUCCUCGAUCUAUUUCGUUUCUCAGAAUCCCUGACAUCAUUACCUUUACGUCAUUUCCAGGAACAGACAUUUACAACCCUAUGUUAUACUGUAUAAUUGUUUUAAAUUCCGUUAUAGUAUUUCUUUGAAUCGCUCUCCUAUAGAUGGCUUAGCACUAAAUUGGCUAUUGACAGUUGCAUAUAACCUGUAGGUAGGUAGGUGCAUGUGUUAUCAAUACACGUCUGAUAUGCUUGUCAGAUUGUUGCCAAAGGUUUAUGUGAAAUAACAACGGUUAUUUCCUACGGUAUUUUCAGAAAGGCGAGAAGCACAAGUUUUGCUGACGAGGCAAAAUACUGCGUGACUGUAUAUAAUUUGAACGUUCGAAUUUAAUAUUUUUGUACAUAUGUUUGGUGUUUCAGAGUUGGCAUUGAUACUGCAAGGCCAUACAGCUGCGUUUGAUCAGCGCCCGGAGAAGCAAGCGUUUAUUUUUGGCUGUAAAACAUCAGAUUGGUACAACAUCAAUUGAUCUAAAUUUGUAAUUAAACGAUAAAGACAAACUUUCUUCUGAAUUUAUUUUAAUACACUGAUUGUAAAUAUUAAAAUAUACAUACGAAUUUUAUCACGAGCGUCAAACGGAACUGAUGACGUGUUUGUAAGAAGAACUUUAUAGGUCAAAAAUUAUAUAAUUAUAUACUCAUCAAAUUGAUGAAUUGUGGGGCGAAGUACGUGUGAUCACGAACGUGUCAACAAAGACCAGACGAAUCAGAUUUAUUCAGCAUUCUCAUAAUAUACAGUUUCGUUAUUCCGGUUACGUGUGGGUCACUCACACUCAGUCAGACUGAACGCGAUCAAUCGUCCCUACCAAUAACCCAUGGUAGCACGUUGAACCGUUUAAGAAGAAGACGUUGUGUGAAUCAUCGAGAGAAAUUCACAGUCGGUUUGAAGGUGCCUGGAAUUUGUAAAUAUGAUAUUAUAGUGAGAUGUCUAUAGACGCUUUCAUUUAUGUGGUUAUACUGUUGUACGUUUAAGCAUAAUAUAUGUAUGUAAAAACCUUAGGACUUAAAUGCUUUGAUAUCGAUUAUAUAAAUUAAUUGCCUAUUAUUAUAUAUAAUGCAAAUUUCAUUUCAGACGGGGCGUCCUUGAGCUUAGAAACAUCACGUUUCCGAUAUAGCUACUCAUAUAUUGUUAUAUAGCAUUAUAGCAUUACAUAGCUACUCAUUAUACCACUGAUAGAUAGAUACAGAUUGUCCUAGAUUUGGGGGAGAUAAUUUCGGCUAGUCAUUUGAGAAUUGAGAUAGCAAUGUAAUGUAAUACGGUAUAAACCACUAUACAUGGUUGUCUAAAUGAAUCCAUGAUCUUAAAAACUAAUAUCACAUAAUUAUUCUUAUAUGUUCUCUGUUCUGUCCUUAGGGUAAUUCGUCUUUGAGGAGCUUCGUGGGAUUGCAUGCAGCCAAUAAGGUUCGACCUGAACGCUCAAGAAAACAACGCGGAAUUUGAGCGCGAUGCAAACUCCGCUAAACAGCUCCGAGGAAAUCCUCUUUCAAAAUGACACCAAAGUCGCUCUCAAUACCGACGUUAUCAGCGCCAUCUUGGGAGCCGUGAUGGUGUUUACUAUCUUCGGAAAUAUUCUGGUCUUAUUCUCGUUCCACGCCCAACCAUCACUGCGCAAGGUCAAAUACUUUCCCAUCUUCAGCCUAGCUUUGGCGGACCUGCUGUGCGCGGUCACCGCGAUGCCGCUGUACAUAACGAAAAAGAACGCGUCGUCGGAAAACAUCGACGCCCGAUUGGUCUGCGAUCUUUACCGAUUCUCGUACUUCUUCACCGAGUAUGCGUCGAUCAUGAGUUUGAUGGUGAUAAGCAUCGAACGAUUCCUCAACAUCAAAUUUCCUCUCAAGUAUAUGAACUGUAUGCGUGCACGCGUUAUGAUUUGCGUGCUCGUUGCGUGCUGGGUCGAAGCGUUGAUCGUUGCAACGAUGCCGUUUUACUGGCGUAACGAGAAAGACAAAGAAUGCACGAACUCGCCGACUUCGACGUGGAGCAUUGUAGCAAUAUCUGUGAACGUUUUUCUUCCAUUCUUAAUCAUGUUCUCGUCUCAUUGUUAUAUCUAUUGCAAGACGUUGUGUGAAUUCUGUCAAGAUCACAGUGCUGCACAUUCGGCAACACCCGAUCAUCGCCGACGAAAAACGGUCGUACGCGCCGAGAAAUGGAAAAUAGAGAAAAGAGCGACGAUCAGUUUUUCCGUUGUGGUCGGCGUGUUUAUAAUCUGCUGGGGUCCAUCGACUAUUUACUAUUUCACGGCCAAUGUUUCUCCCGAGUCGUUCGCUGACCAAUCGUUCAAACGCUACAAAUCCAUCGUCGGUGCAACGAUGAAGAUCCUAACGUUUUGCAAUUCAUUCAUGAACCCUGUCAUAUACUUCUGGCUGAACAUCGAUUUUCGGAAGGCUUUUAUACGAAUUUUGAAACGAGAACGGCAAAUGAGGACGCGCGCGGGGACUGGGAAUUCCGUAACAAUGACCUUAUUUGGCAGCUUACAUCAAAACAAUGUCAAUCAUGUUUAGCCAGUAAGCCAGGAGCCAGGGAAUGGCGGGAAAGAACUGAGACCAGUUGUCAAAUGAAAAUCCAUUUCUCGGUUGAAACAACCCGAUAUCUUUUGGGAUAUAAAUUAUUUCGGCUUCAAAUUUAUGUCAGGACUAUAGUUCUUAUAACUAAACAUAAUCACAAAAUUUCUACUGGUUUCAUAAGGAAUAACAAAAGAUACAAUCGAUUUAAUACUGCAGAGUGGAUUUCUAUUUUGACAACCCUCCUGAUUGGCGCUGAUUGGCUAAAAAAUGAAAGCGAGAUCACUUGGUUACAUGAAUAUCGUAGAUACGAACCACUGAUCUCGAAAACACUGGAUGCAGUAAUUAGUAAAAGUAUCUAUCAGAAACGAAGUCAGAAUCAAUGAACUGCUAAAGAACCAGAACAGAAUGUGAAAUAUUUAAUGCAUGUGUGAUCCUCACCUGCAAAUGACGAAAUAUUUUAAGGAUAUAGCUA
Dendronephthya gigantea is the source of this 3279-nucleotide messenger RNA. Its product is annotated as octopamine receptor-like. Gene Ontology annotation, molecular function: G protein-coupled serotonin receptor activity; neurotransmitter receptor activity. The transcript has 4 exons. Gene Ontology annotation, biological process: G protein-coupled receptor signaling pathway, coupled to cyclic nucleotide second messenger; chemical synaptic transmission. Lineage: Eukaryota; Metazoa; Cnidaria; Anthozoa; Malacalcyonacea; Nephtheidae. Bases 1749 to 2804 code for a protein of 351 amino acids. The record is from RefSeq and is a predicted model, not a curated record. Gene Ontology annotation, cellular component: dendrite; membrane.